GCUGCGUUGAAAUGCCCCAAUCUAUUUCUAUCGGACUUCCCCAUCCGCAUACCUUUUUCUUCCAUCAACGUUCUCAUCAUCUUUUCUUCAUCCUUGCUUCCUUGCUUUCAUCCGCAUCCCCUUUCCCCUUCCUUCGGCCCUCAUCUUAUCUCAUCCUCAUCACAAAUAUAUUAAGACACAGAGCACAAUGAGAUUCUCUACUGCUGCUAUCCUCGGCGCCUUCUCGGCGGCAUUGUUUGCGCCCUCAGUUCUCGCCUGUGAGCGUGAGUGCCAGGUCAAUGUCUCGCACGCCUUUGCGGACAAGUACCAGUUCGUUUCCAACCACUACUUCACCCUCCUCGACACCAAGAUCGAGGAGUCGCUCUUCUAUGGCAUUCCAGUCGACAUCCUUACGGCUACAGAGAGGGAGACUGCCAUUAAGACCCUCAAGGACUCUGUUACCGCUGCUCAGACCGCUUGGGGCAACACCAUCUUCCAGACGGUCUUUGACACUAUCUUCAAGGAUGAGCCCAAGUUCAAGGGCGACUGCAAUCACCCUCAUCGUGUCAUCCAGCCCCCACGCGGUGUCAACUGGACCAUGCCCGACUGUCACAACAUGGAUUAUAUCUGCGGAAACCCACCAUCGAUCUGUCACUUCAUGCCCAUGAUCAAGACCAGGAUUGUCAAGAAGCUGACAGGCCAGCUUCAGGCCCGCGUCGAUGGCGAUGAUUCGGAUGUGUAUGUCAACUUUAUCGCACCUGCUCUUCAGACCACCCUGACCGCUCAGCCAAAGCUGACCAGCUAUGUUGCGACCCUGCAUGGCAACCUGAACCAGAUCUUGGAGGCCAUCAAGAACAAUCUGGACAGUUUUGCGGAUGAGACUUUGUGGAAGGAGGAAUGGGACUUGGAAAUCAAGUAUCUCUUGCUAACUUUCCCAUAAGGCUUGCCAGGGGUUGUUUAUCUGCACCCAAGGGUGAGAUGAGGCAGCAGGACCUAUCUUAUCACAUUCCUUGGCACCUCAUUUUCAGUUACAGCCAUUCAGGCCCACUAGCUUAUUAAAAAAUAAAUAAAAAUAGUUGUAAUCACAUGA
This is a messenger RNA of Gamsiella multidivaricata, 1069 nucleotides long. RefSeq lists its product as uncharacterized. NCBI's taxonomy places the organism in Eukaryota, Fungi, Mortierellomycota, Mortierellomycetes, Mortierellales, Mortierellaceae. The record is from RefSeq and is a predicted model, not a curated record. Bases 188 to 919 code for a protein of 243 amino acids. The transcript is spliced from 2 exons.